UCAAAGGAUCCAACAGCCCCAUCAGAAAAAUGAAAACAAAUCUCAAUCUCUGCCUUCCACGCCUCCAAAGAUUCAACACCACCACCUCCUCAUCCUCUUCCUCCGCCACCUCCGCCGCCUCCCGACCCUCCAAACCCCUCACUCCCAUGACCCUCCUUGAGCGUUUUCGUGAAGCGGUGUUUCGUCUGAUCAUGCUCUCCGCGCUUUCAAAAGUUCAAAACAAUCCAACAACGACAGCAGCAACAACAGCAAGGACAAGGGCAAGGACAACGUGUUCGUUAUCGUCUUCUUCCUCGAUAUCUCACGCGUCACAGUCGUAUUAUUACAACCCGGCGGAUCCCCACCACAGCGAGGCCGUCGCCGACUGCAUUGAGUUCAUCAAGAGGAAGGCCUUCAGUGAUCAAGAUGAUGAUGAUCAGAGCCGUGAAUCGAGUGCCAGUAUCAGCUCCAAUAUUACUAUUGUACACGAUGCAGCUGCUGCAGCCACCGAGAUUAUAUGAUUUUCAUUUUUAUGAUUUUUUUUUUUUUCAGUUUAUUAAUAGAUUUAAGAUAUUGGUGAGGGGCUGUGGAUGUGAUAAUUUCAAGUU
Messenger RNA from Pistacia vera, 587 nucleotides. RefSeq lists its product as uncharacterized. NCBI's taxonomy places the organism in Eukaryota, Viridiplantae, Streptophyta, Magnoliopsida, Sapindales, Anacardiaceae. The coding region runs from base 30 to 500 and encodes 156 amino acids. The transcript has a single exon. The record is from RefSeq and is a predicted model, not a curated record.